AUGAAAUCCGCUCUUUCGACCCUGCUGAUCAUCCUCCUUGCGGCGCUGGCCGUGCCUGCGUCCGCGCAGUCGUAUGAAGAGCAGAUGCGGCAGGCGGCGGGCGCCUACGAACGCAAGGACAUGGCGACCGCGGCGCGCAUCUGGAAGGUCUGGGCGGGAAAGGGCGAAGCAGAAGCGCAGACCCUGCUGGGCGCGAUGUACUGGAGUGGCGAGGGCGUGCAGCGAAACCUCGACGAGGCGGCGCGCCUCUAUCUUGCGGCCGCCAAACAGGGAUAUGCGCGCGCCCAGAACAAUAUCGGCUUCAUGCUGGGCUUCGGCGAAGGCGUCCCGCCGCGCGAUGACAUCGAGGCCUACAAGUGGAUCAAGCUGUCGAUCGACGGGUACACGGCGAAGAACCAGGACCGGCUCGAUCAGGCGCGUAAAGACCUCGCGACCCUCGCUGCGCGCAUGAACCCUGCGCAAAUUGCCGAGGCGGAAAAGCGCGUCCGGGCAUGGAAACCGACGGCCAAGAUGAGGUAA
Ostertagia ostertagi is the source of this 519-nucleotide messenger RNA. The record is from the annotation of a GenBank genome assembly. Lineage: Eukaryota; Metazoa; Nematoda; Chromadorea; Rhabditida; Trichostrongylidae.